Nerophis lumbriciformis (worm pipefish) is the source of this 3642-nucleotide messenger RNA. The record is from RefSeq and is a predicted model, not a curated record. Lineage: Eukaryota; Metazoa; Chordata; Actinopteri; Syngnathiformes; Syngnathidae.
UGGAGCACAAAUGUGACGUCAUCAACUGUGACGUCAGCGCGGCUGUUUGCAGACUCUCCAAGAUGGCGGAGGUGCGCGGGCUGAGGAGCAGGACUCACUUGGAGCCUGACUGCAGGAGCCGAGUCGCCGACAAAGACUCAAGAGUCAAAGAUGUCCCUAUUGCGCAACAUAUUCGGAGGUCUCCAGCAAGACCCCAGGACCCGGACGAUGACUUGCUUCCUAGGGAGAUGAAUGACAACUGGGGAAUAGCGGCCAGCCUCACCCCCUCAGCAGAAGAAGACAUUCAGGAUUUACAGGUGGAAGAGGAGGCAAAGGCCCAACCUGUCCAGAUCCUCCUGGCCAAUGAGGACCAGCAUAGCUUUGAGCUGGAUGCCGCCGCCCUGGAGAGAAUCCUGCUGCAGGACCAUGUGAAGGACCUCAAUGUGGUGGUGGUGUCAGUGGCCGGUGCCUUCCGCAAAGGCAAAUCCUUCCUGCUGGACUUCAUGCUGCGCUUCAUGCACAAUCAGCAAAGUGAAGCGUGGAUCGGCGGCGACGAGGAGCCCUUGACCGGCUUCACCUGGAGAGGAGGAUGCGAGAGGGAGACCACAGGGAUUCAGGUCUGGAGCGAAGUCUUUGUGGUGGACAGGCCGGACGGCAGCCAAGUGGCCGUCCUCCUGGUGGACACCCAGGGAGCCUUUGACAGCCAGUCCACCAUCAAGGACUGUGCCACAGUGUUUGCCCUCAGCACCAUGACCAGCUCCAUGCAGGUGUACAAUCUCUCGCAGAACAUUCAAGAGGACGACCUUCAGCAUCUUCAGCUGUUCACGGAGUACGGACGCCUCGCCAUGGAGGAGAUCUACUUGAAACCUUUCCAGUCCCUGAUGUUUCUGAUUCGUGACUGGAGUUUCCCCUACGAACACAACUAUGGCCUGGAGGGAGGCUACGACUUUCUUGAAAAACGUCUCCAGGUCAAGCAGCACCAACACCAGGAGUUGCAGAACGUCCGCAAGCACAUCCACUCCUGCUUCUCAAACAUCGGCUGCUUCCUGCUGCCUCACCCUGGCCUCAAGGUGUCCACCAACCCUUACUUUGACGGCCGGCUCAGAGAAAUCGACGGGGACUUCAAGGAGCAGUUGUCCCAGCUGGUGCCUCUCCUCCUGGCGCCGGAGCGACUUGUGGAGAAGGAGAUCGGAGGCAACAAGGUCACAUGCCGAGAUCUUGUGGAGUACUUCAAGGCUUACAUAAAGAUCUACCAGGGCGAGGAGCUGCCUCAUCCAAAGUCCAUGCUGCAGGCCACGGCUGAAGCAAACAAUCUGACUGCUGUAGCAGGAGCCAAAGACAUGUACAGCAAGAACAUGGAACAGGUGUGUGGCGGCGACCAGCCCUACAUGGCCCCUGCUGAUCUGGAGCGCUGCCACGAGGAGUUCCGUGAGAACUCUGUGCGCUACUUCCGCUCGGUGAAGAAGAUGGGCGGCGAGGAGUUCUGCCAGCGCUACCAGAGCCAGCUGGAGGCGGAGCUGGACGAGGCCUUGGGCAGCUUCUGCAAGCACAACGAGGGCAAGAACAUCUUCUACGCCGCCCGCACGCCCGCCACGCUCUUCGCCGUCAUGUUAGUGGCCUACGUGGUGUCGGGCGUGACGGGCUUGCUGGGCCUGAGCACGCUGGCGACGCUGGCCAACCUGCUCAUGGGCCUGGCACUGAUGUCGCUCUGCGUCUGGGCCUACGUCAAGUAUUCUGGAGAGUUCCGCGAGGUUGGGACGAUUAUAGACCUGGUGGCGGAGACGCUGUGGGAACAGGAAGUGUUCCUCACCUGGGGGGCUGUGUGUUGCUGCAGGUGGUCAAGCCGCUGAGUGAACAUUACGUGGAAGACAAGGUGAGGCAGACGGUGGUCAACUCUCUGAAAGCCAGCCUGACAGAAGGCAGCUCGCAGCAACACGCCAAGUUAAAGACGCACUGACGCACUUCCUGUCAACAACAACAACACCAAAGCUGACCUCCUUCGCUGUGGCCUUUUGCCAAAACCACAACAUCAUGCCUUCCACUUGUUCACAGCGUUCUUGGUUUAAAAGCACAAUCAGGAAGUUAGAAUGUGAAUUGUUUGGACAGUAUUAUCAAGAAUCACUUGUAAAAAUAGGAAGUGUCAAUCAAACUGUAACAAGCCGCCAUAUUUCUUUCAUUUUUCAAAGUAGAGUGCUAAAUUAAGCGCUAAUAACCUUUAAUGUCGGACUUAACAUCUUCACUACUUAGUUGACUUCUUCAUAGAAACACUGACUUUUGACCAUUUCAUUUAGGUUAAAAAUUAGCUUAGCAUGAAGGCUAACCAUUUUUCAUAAAGUUUAGUCCCAAAAGAUAUUUUUGGCUUCAUAAAUUAUUAUAGGUAUAAAAUUGUUGAAGCGAAAGCAGGCUAUUGGCUUAGUGUGGUGGAAUUGGUGAUCUUUAGGAGCCGUUUAACGCUAGCAGUUGCUAAUCAAAACUCAUUUGCUCUAGUCUUCAACCCCAAAAAGUUUUAUUCUUAACACAAAUUUUAUGUUACGUGAACACUAUUUUUGUGCUUUAAUCAUCACACUUGUUUGACAUCUAUAGUACUUAAAGCAACAUAGAAAUACCUAUUGCUGACUUGACAGUUUAGCUUGCUGUUAGUGUGAAGGCUAAACAAAAUGAUCUUAGCUUAGCUAUCUUAGGCUAACGUCCAAAUGCCAUUUCUCGCUUCAAAAAAAGGUUUAUAGGUACAAAAUGAUGUGUUUAAAAAGAAGACUAUGACGUUAUGUGGUACAAUUGGUGAUCUUUAAGUGCUGCCUCACGCUAACGUUUGCUACUUCCAGUCUCCAUGCUAAUCAAAGCUAAUUUCCUAGCCUGUUAACUUUUCACCCCCAUAAAAAUGUUUCUGUUUUCUAAAAAAGAAAUGUCUAACUCAACGAAACAAAGUGAAGACCAUUUUCUCCCUUUAGUUGUCGCACAUCUUUAACUUCUAUAAUACAAAGUCUGUAUACUUUAUAGAAACGCCUUGACAAAUUAGCUUAGCUUGAAGGCAAUUUUUUUUUUUUUUUUUUUUUUUUUUUUUAAAUGACUCAUUACGUCUAAAGUUCAGUUCAAAUGUCAGUUCUCGCUUCAUAAAAUGGUUUAUAGGUAAUUACUUGUUUAAAAGCAGACUAUGUGGUAGAAUUGGUAAGCUUUAAGUGCUGCCUCAAGCUAGCACUUGCUACUUCCGGUCUCCGUGCUAUGAAAGCAAAUGAACCCAAGACUCCCAACUAAACACCUUUGAACUUUGUAGCCCCCGAAAAACGGUUUAUUCCUUAAAAGUCUGACGUCAACAUGAAGACUAUUUUCGCCCACUCGUUUGAUUCUCAGGAGCUAUUAGACUAAGGUUGUGUUGACGUCACUCCGUUUAUUCCCUUCUCCGUGACUGCAGGUGGAACUUGGAUUUUGAAAUAGCCUUUGUAUGCAUUGUAGAGCCAAUCGAGGUUUGUUUGGGGUCAAUUGAACAGCGUUGCUGUAGCUAAGUUUCUUUGGAACUGUUCAUAGACGCGUCCUGUUUGGGAGGACGAUAGAAACGUGAUUAUCAGGUUGAUUUGUGUGGAGUAUGCCUGUCCACCUUUUUAAAACAUUUGUGGUAAUUUAUUUUUGAAUAAAGCAUUUACCUUAAGAAUAAAAUCAUACAAGUCA